Molecule: messenger RNA, 1461 nt
Organism: Fonsecaea erecta
Lineage: Eukaryota; Fungi; Ascomycota; Eurotiomycetes; Chaetothyriales; Herpotrichiellaceae
Product: guanine deaminase
Exons: 1
Coding region: 1-1461 (486 amino acids)
Biological process (GO): guanine metabolic process
Cellular component (GO): cytosol
Molecular function (GO): zinc ion binding; guanine deaminase activity
Source: RefSeq, a predicted model, not a curated record
AUGUUCCGUGGCCGUACCAGGGCCGGUAUCGACACCGGUGUGAGCGACUCAAUUUCUCCUCCACCAUACACAGCAUCCGACUCGAGAGCUGUGGUCCCGGAGGAAAAGAAAAGCGGCUACAAAGUCUUCCAUGGCCGCAUCAUCCACAGCAAAUCCCUCAAGGAAGUCGAGAUCCUGCCCCGGGCAAGCCUGGGUGUCGACGACAAGGGCACCAUUCGAUUCCUAGACACCAGCACCGCCUCCGCCGCCGAGGCCUGUGCCCUUUACCCGGACUUCGCUCACGCCGAGACGGUCACUCUGAAACCCCUGCAGUUUCUCUUCCCGGGCCUCAUCGACACGCACAUGCACGCGCCCCAGUACCCCAACAUGGCGCUGGGCAUGGAGGGCGACCUGAAGGAGUGGUGCGAGAACUGGACGGACCCGAUGGAGGCGUCGUACGCCGACACGGCCAAGGCGCACCGCGUCUACGGCGAGAUGGUGCGCAAGGAGCUCGAGAACGGGAGCACCACCGUCGCCUACAACUCCAGCAUCCACCCGGACGCCACCAACGUGCUGGCCGACACGUGUCUGGCUCUCGGCCAGCGCGCCGUCAUCGGCAAGCUGUGCAUCCUAGUCGGAAGCACCCACGGUAACUGGGAGAAGAGCGCCGAGCAGAGCAUCGCCGACGAGGCCAAGGUCGUCAAACACAUCCGCCACAUCGACCCGGCCGGGGACCUGGUCAUGCCGUGCAUUCAGCCCCGAGCAGGGUCCUACGUCCCGCCGGAGCUCAUGGCCGGGUUGGGCGACCUGUACCGCGACCACGACCCGAUCCGCGUGCAAGCACACAUGUGCGAGACCCCCCUCGAAGUGCAGAACAUGCACGCCCUGCACCCCGGGUUCGCCAGUUACGCCGACAUGUACGACCACUACGGCCUGUUCGGCCCGCGCACGAUCCUGGCGCACUGCAUCCACCUGACGACGCGGGACAUGGAGGUGAUGGCGGCCCGGGGUGUCGGCGUGGCCCAUAACGCCAACAGCAACACCUGCCUCACCGACGGCUGGUGCCGCGUGCGCGAGCUGCUCGACCGUGGCAUCAAGGUCGGCCUGGGCACCGACUGCUCGGCGGGCUACUCGAUCUCCAUCCUCAACGCCAUGCGCCAGGCGAGCAACGUGUCGCGCCACCUGACCAUCUCCACGGGCGACCCGGCCUGGAAGCUCGACUUCGCCGAGCUGGUGUACCUGGCCACCAUGGGCGGCGCCGAGGUGUGUGCGCUGGACCACAAGGUGGGCAACUUCGCCGUGGGCAAGGCCUUCGAUGCCCUCCUCGUGGAUGUCGGGUUGGACGACAACAUCAACACCAACGGGUUCGAGCACGACGACAUGGCGCUGUUGAAGAAGUGGGUAUUCAUGGGCGAUGACAGGUCGAUACGCAAGGUGUUUGUGGGCGGGAGACUGGUGGCGGGAAAGGAUCUGAAAGAGUAA